AUGUAUAUGAUAUUCUAUAAUUUGGAUGUGUUUUUUAAGGAAGCAAUGAAAACUGUGAAAGAGCUCAGAUAUCUGAAGGUCAUAGUCCCAUGUGAAAGAGAAUUUGCAGAAGAAGAGGAGGAGAAGGCGAAACUGUGUGACCAACCCAGCCAAGUCGCUCCCUUCCAAGAAAGAAAGGCAUCGAGAAAAAAGCCAACGGCACCUCACGCCGUCACCGUUUGCCAGCUCACACUUCCGUACCUUUCCCCACGCCACGUCACCACUGACGCUUAUUGUCUCGGCACGUUGCUCCGUCCCCGCAGAACACGUAACGACGUUCCACGAAUCGCGUUACCAACGCCCUGUCGUAUGCGAUUCUCCAAUCUGGCGCAAUCGAAGUCUGUUCAAGAAAAGGGUCGGCCACUACCAAAAUUUGGUGAAUGGGAUGUCAAUGAUCCAGCCUCAGCUGAGGGGUUCACAGUGAUAUUUAAUAAGGCUAGGGAUGAGAAAAAGACAGGUGGCAAUCCUGAGUCGCCAGCAAAGACUGCUACUGAUCCUCAUAGCAAACCUGCCGUAGAUCCUGGCAAAACUCAGACUAAAAAAUGGUUUUGCUGCAUGCAAAACCCAUCUGCUGAAUCAUAG
Sphenostylis stenocarpa is the source of this 621-nucleotide messenger RNA. The record is from the annotation of a GenBank genome assembly. NCBI's taxonomy places the organism in Eukaryota, Viridiplantae, Streptophyta, Magnoliopsida, Fabales, Fabaceae.